AGGAUUGUAUUGUUUUCCGCAUUCAGUCAGUUUCAUAAUGAUCCCUUGCAUAGCAGGUCGUACCAGAGUUACCUGGUCGGGCGCAACAAUAGUAGUGAAACGAUGACUACAAUAAUUUGAUAUGCUUUUUCUUUCCAUCUUUUACCGGAACAGUUCAACAGCCGACGAAGAUUAGAAUACUGUGAUGCGCUCACAGGUCUGUAUACUAUACUGCGUAAAAACAAGGGAGUGGGGGAUAGAACCGGCGAAGCCUACUGUAUCGUGUUUGCGGAUGUACAAGCUAGUAUCCAGUCAGAUGUGAUUGUGGCAUGCUGGCCCUAAGCAGAACCCCUGGGCUAGUUUGAUGACAAGCUAGGCUAGAAGAUGAGGAGGAGUCUAAAUGACUGUUUCGUCUUUGACGUAUUGACCCGUCUACUGUUGUUUGCAGUGUUCUGUGUGACGGAGGUGCUACCUCCUUUCUCUCGUGAGAUCCAGCCAGAGGAGAUGUGGCUCUACAAGUUCCACCAUGUGGAGAAUGACCACGUUCCUACCAAACUCAUGUUUAGCAUAGCACUUUUCAUCCCUAUGGCUGUCAUCAUGUUGUUUGCCUUUCUGAACAAGACAGAGAAGAGGGACAUUAAGGAUGCCUCUCUGGCUGUGACGUUGACUCUGGUACUCAAUGGGGUUUUCACCAACGCUAUCAAACUGGCAGUGGGCAGGCCACGGCCAGAUUUCUUCUACCGCUGUUUCCCUGAUGGUCAGAUGAACACGGAGCUGCAAUGCAGUGGAGACCCCGACACCGUAGAGGAGGGGAGGAAGAGCUUCCCUAGCGGACACUCAUCAUUUGCCUUUGCUGGUCUGGGCUUCACUGCUCUGUAUGUGGCGGGGAAGCUGCACUGCUUUAGUCCAGCAGGACGGGGCAAAGCCUGGCGACUCUGUGCCUUCCUCGCCCCUCUCCUCUUUGCCAUCCUCAUCGCCAUGUCCAGGACCUGCGACUACAAGCAUCACUGGCAAGAUGUCCUGGUUGGCUCUCUGCUGGGGUUGGUGUUUGCCUGUCUGGGCUACUGGCAGCACUACCCGUCUCUCAGUGACUCAGACAGCCACAGGCCCCUGCUGCACAGGGAAGUAGUCCCGGCGGCACAGGAGCGCAAGCAGCAGGAGCAGCAGGCCAACUCAGGAUACCUUCUGCCUCUGACCAAUUGUAUAGAAGUGAAAGGACCUCCACGGUUACGUUGGAUCACAAGCAAGGGAACAUGCUAGCACUCUCGGUUUUACAAAUCUAAGAGUAAUCCAAAUCGAAUGAGAAAAUGAAUGAAUCAUAUGGAGUCUUUCUUGAUCACUUAAGAUGCCAAAAUUGGAUGUCUCCUUUUUUAAUGCACUUACGGAUACUGUAUGUAUAGUACGUUGUUUACGAUACUGUGCCAAUAAAGUUUGUUACCAGGGAA
Salvelinus fontinalis (brook trout) is the source of this 1424-nucleotide messenger RNA. RefSeq names its product phospholipid phosphatase 5-like. The coding region runs from base 364 to 1239 and encodes 291 amino acids. NCBI's taxonomy places the organism in Eukaryota, Metazoa, Chordata, Actinopteri, Salmoniformes, Salmonidae. Gene Ontology annotation, molecular function: phosphatidate phosphatase activity. The transcript is spliced from 8 exons. Gene Ontology annotation, biological process: phospholipid metabolic process. The record is from RefSeq and is a predicted model, not a curated record.